Molecule: messenger RNA, 474 nt
Organism: Setaria italica (foxtail millet)
Lineage: Eukaryota; Viridiplantae; Streptophyta; Magnoliopsida; Poales; Poaceae
Exons: 2
Coding region: 1-474 (157 amino acids)
Source: RefSeq, a predicted model, not a curated record
AUGGUGGCGUACUGCAACGAAUUCUGCAAGCUCGAGGACAAGUUCGAUGGUCUGGAACUCAACCACAUCGCAAGACGCUUCAACGAGGCAGCUGACGAGUUGGCAAAGGCAGUGUUCGGUCGAAAGCCAGUCCCCGACGGUAUCUUUAUCAGUGACCAGUACAAGCCCUCGAUCCGCUACAAGGAGCCGGGAGAGGCUGGCAAUGCGCCACCUAUCCUGGACUCGGGAGCCGACCCGAGAGAGGUUGGCAACAUGCCACCUAUCCUAGACUUGGGGGCCGAUCCCUCUGACCCCGAGGUCAUGGAAAUCGACACGAACCUAGCAGAGGGGCCUGACCCCCCGCCUGACUGGAGAACCCCGUACCUCGAUUACCUCAUCCACGAGUCACUCCUGACGGAUAAGACAGAGGUACUCCAGACCAUCCCCAUCAUGUGGCCCUUCGUGGUCUGGGGUCUGUGUUGGGAUACGAGGUAG